Messenger RNA from Kwoniella shivajii, 1092 nucleotides. RefSeq lists its product as uncharacterized. The transcript has 3 exons. Lineage: Eukaryota; Fungi; Basidiomycota; Tremellomycetes; Tremellales; Cryptococcaceae. The coding region runs from base 1 to 1092 and encodes 363 amino acids. The record is from RefSeq and is a predicted model, not a curated record.
AUGCCCGCUCCUGUAAUGUCUCGACUUGAGAACACGUCAGCCAUACUCGGCGAGUAUAUGUUGAAAGGAUGGACACUUACCGAUUUACAUUGCACGGAUUGUAGAGUGACUCCACUCAUGCGAGAACCUAGCGCUCAAGCUGAAAGAGAAGGUAGAGAUAGAAUCCAAUUUUGUGCUUCGUGUGACGGUAGACCUGAAGGCAGACCGUCCGCUUCCGCUUCCGCUUCCUCUUCCACUACCUCCACUAUAUCGCCACCUGCUAUCCCGGCUCGAAGCGUCCCAUCGUCUGAGACUACUACUUCGACUGAGAUCGACGAACACUCAAGUGAGAAAAGAGCAAGAUCGGAUCAAGCUGAUGAUGCAGCAUCAUCCAUUUCUUCCCUUCUCUUGAAAGGGUAUUCAUUGCUAGGUGAUAAUUGCCCAAACUCACAAUGUCGUGGAAUUCCUUUAGUCGGUUAUCCUAGAAAACCUGACGGAUCAAAAGAUGGUAGAAAGAUGUGCGUAUCAUGUAAUGCUAGAUGGAUAGAAGAAGGAUCAAUAGAGAAAGAAGGAAUGAAAGUUAUCAACGAAGCAAAAGAAAUGGAAAGUCCAAGAACUAAAGCCAGGAGAGAAUUAUAUGGUUUAGACAGUAAAGGGAAAUCAAAAGAAAAGGUCGUCGACCAGAAGGAGUUCGAAGAGAAAGCUCAAGAAAGUGCCGCGAAGUUGGAGAAAGGCAAAAAAGUGGAGGAAGAAGAUAUCGAUAUGGAAGAGGAGGAGGAAGAGGAAGAUGAAGAUGAGGAACAGGUAGCACAUACGAAAUCUGCGGCUAUUCCUACACAACCUGUUCGUCGUAAAACAUCACAACAAGCUCCAGCUCCAUCACCAACAUCUCCCUUAGGUCAAGCCCUCAGCUCUACAUCCGAUUCAUUAUCUUCCACUCUCCGAAACCUCUCUUCAUCACUCGAAAGAUACGCUUCCCAUCCACCUGCACAAAGAAGGAAUGGCGAAGAUAGUGGGAAAUGGUUUGUUGAUCUGAAAUUGCACACAGAGGCUAUCAAGGAUGUACUCGGAGUUAUAGGACAAGUUGAAAGAGCUAGAAGAACUGGAAACUAG